Messenger RNA from Zingiber officinale, 2433 nucleotides. Its product is annotated as WEB family protein At5g55860-like. Bases 266 to 2209 code for a protein of 647 amino acids. The transcript is spliced from 3 exons. Lineage: Eukaryota; Viridiplantae; Streptophyta; Magnoliopsida; Zingiberales; Zingiberaceae. The record is from RefSeq and is a predicted model, not a curated record.
AAGGCCGCUUUACCUCAAGCUCGCUUUCUCGCCCUUGUCCUCUUCCGCCCUUUUACUACCUCGCCCUGUCUCUGUCUCUCUCUUCCAUCGCUCCGGCGACGCACGCGGAUCCGCUUUCCCGGGACGCCGCCAGACUCUGGUCUGCCGUCGCCACGGCGUAGGUGUCGCUCCUGUCGUCCUGUCUGCUUCGGCGGUCGCUGGUUGUCUCGCGGGCCUAGCCCUCGGACGCCGAUCUGCUCUCAAGGGCUAAAUUAGGACAAUCAACAUGGGAACAAAACUUCAACAAACUGUCACAGAUUCAUCCAAAGCUGAGAUAGACACAAGAGCUCCUUUUGAAUCCGUAAAAGCUGCUGUCAGCCUCUUUGGUGAGGUGGCAUUUACAUCAGAUAGGGUGACAGUGAGAAAACCAAAACCUCCACCGAUUGAGCAGAGAGCUUUAGCUAAGGAGACCCAACUUCACUUGGCUAAAAAAGAGCUUAACAAGUACAAGGAACAACUUAAUAAUGCUGAAACAACUAGAAUCCAAGCACUUGCUGAGCUGGAGAGUGCUAAAUUAACCGUUGAGGAGCUAACCAAGAAACUCAAUGAGAUAAAUGAAUCAAAGGAAUCAGCUCUAAAAGCAACUGAAGCUGCAAAAGGUCAAACCAAGAAACUUGAAGAUGUGAGUUCUGUUGAGAAUAUUGGCAAUAGUAGUGGCUGGGAACAGGAAUUUGACAAUGCAAGAGAGCAGUAUGCAGUUGCCAUUACGGAGCUUGAUGCAGCAAAGCAAGAACUUCGAAGGAUCAAGAAAGAAUUUGACGCAUCAAUGGAGGCAAAGCUCAAUGCCAUUCAACAAGAAGCCGAGGCAAAGGAGUUGUUUGAUGCCAACACUAACAAGGUUGCUGAGCUUUCCAAGGAGAUUUCAGCUGCUCAGGAAUCACUCAUGCACGUGAAGCUAGCUACUGAUCAAGCCCGGCAAGAUGAGUUAAAAAUUCACAGCGAGAAAGAUGCCACCCGACUAUCCUACAAACAAGCUCUGGAAGAAGCUGAAAAGAAAUUGGCAUCUUUGAAAAAAGAGUUUGACCCUGAGGUUAAUAAGAACCUUGAGUCUAAACUGGCUGAGACUAAUGCCGAGAUUGAAGUUGUACAGAAGAAACUGGAAGAUGCCCGGGCUAAAAAUUUGGAGUUUGUUACAACAGAGACUUCCGAGCUUGAUGGCGCUAAAGAGAUGCUUCAGAAACUUGUUGAAGAAGAGAAUUCACUAAGGACUUUAGUGGAGUCACUGAAGCUUGAGUUGGAAGCUGUACAGAAAGAGCAUGCAGAAUUGAAAGAGAAAGAUGCAGUAACUGAAUCCGUUGUCAGUAACCUUCACCUCAAACUUCAGAAAUGCAAAGCUGAGCUUGAGGCAGCAGUGAUUGCAGAAUCAAAAGCUACUUCAGCAUCUGAUGAUCUAGUGUCUGCUCUACAGCAGCUAUCAUCUGAAUCUCAGACAGCAUUGCAGGAAGCAGAGGAAAUGAAGAAGAGUGCUGAAGAGCUAAAUGGUGAAGCGAAGGCAGCUCAAAGUGCCUUGGUUGAAGCAGAAGAGAAGUUGCAGUUUGCCUUGAAGGAUGCUGAAGAAGCAAAAGCGGCAGAAACGAGAGCACUUGACCUCAUCAAGGAGUUAUCUGCAAAAACAAAUGUAGCUCGGGCAUCGACUUCUGAGUCUGGAGCUAACAUAACCAUCUCAAAAGAAGAAUAUGAGUCAUUAACCCGGAAAGUAGAUGAGUCCGAGAAACUGACGGAGAUGAAAGUUGGUGCGGCAUUGGCUCAGGUAGAGGCUGUGCAUGCAAGUGAGAAUGAAGCAAUCAAGAAACUUGAGGCAGCUAGAAAGGAGAUGGAGGACAUGGAGGCUGCCACAGAGGAGGCACUCAAGAAAGCAGAAAUGGCUGAGGCUGCAAAGAAGGCUGUCGAAGGAGAGCUGAAGAAGUGGCGCGAGAAGGAACUGAAGAGAGCUGCUGAGACUGCCUCAAGGAUACUGGCCGAGACACAGAUGUCAGCAGAGCCAUUGCCACCAAAACCCGUGGCUCACAGCUCCAAGACAUCAGAGAAGACUGAUGAAAACUGCAAGGUCUUGAAACCAUCCUCUUCAAAAAAGUCACUCUUCCAAAACUUCAGCGGCAUAUUUCACAGGAAGAAGAGCCAGGUGGAUGGUGGCUCUCCAUCCUAUCUACCCGGCGAGAAACCCGUAUAAUCCUUGUACUACUACUACCUCCGCCUGUGCCUGUAUGAUUUAGUAGUCUGUCUUUUAGACCUUCCGAGAGCAUGUGCAAGGCUUGCGAUGUGUAUAGUGGUGAAUGUUUUUCUCAUGGGUCAUGUUCAGUCUUUGUUGCCACAAGCUAAUCACUGUUGAAGUUUUUCUCUGGUUACUACUCCGUUAAAUGUUUAACGUAGUGAUCCUAUGCCGAAAUUGUUUUA